GUGCGUGUUUUUGUUUUGACUCGACUGACAGUUCAGCAAAAUCGCGACGUCUCGCACACGAAGCUGGCAACACUGGCCGUCUCGUGCAAAGUGGCGCAAAAACUGCAUAAUAACAAGUUCUUUCCUGAAACAGCAGCAGAACCAUGUCCGCGACGGAAGACCCGGACCUGGCGCUGGCCCGCCAGCUGCAGGAACAGUUUGACCGCGAGCUCGUCGAGCUCAGUUCCGGUGACGAAGAUUCCAUCCUGCUGGCCACGGAGCUGCAGAAACGAUUCGACGCCGAGACAAUAGAGUUGUCCGAGGGCGAUGAUGACGACGACGUUAUUGUGCAGGGACCGGCCAUUGUGAAGGUGGAGCGGAAAGUUUCCACGGCGGAUUCGCCGCCACCGGUAAAGUUUUACCGAGCAGAGCGAAGGGAUCUGAACGCGCAGGAGUACUUUAUCGAAGAGCUGCAAACUUACGUCGAUCCGGAGAACAAUUUUGAGUGGAAGUUUGUUGAGGUCAUGCCGGAUUUGAAGGCAAUGUUUCUGCGGCUCGACGAGCUGUUUUUCCAGUCGCGGUUCAAGGCUAAGAACUUCCAGGUACUGUGGAGCCAGGCCAUUGGGAAGGAGUGUACGAACCGGAACUUUAACGAUCCAACCGAUGGGAGAUAUACGAUUGUGUUGAAUGAAACUUUGCUAGCUCUGAGGCCGAGAAUCGAAAUUAUCAGUAUACUGCUUCACGAGAUGAUACACGCCUUCCUGAAACUGGAAGGUGUGCAAGAGCCCAACAACGGUCACGGUGCAAACUUCCGCAAAAUGAUGAUCUUUAUCAACCGUAUGCUGCAAACCAACAUCAGCUUCAGCCAUCGGCUCACAAACACCAACACCCUCUGCCGAACUGAGUGGUAUCGCUGUACGGGCAUCUGCCACAACUACAAACCAUUCCAAGGAAUCGUCCGCUCCACCGACGACGCCCCCGGACUGCAAAACGAGUGGUGGAGAGUCCACGCGGAAAACUGCGGCGGAACGUUCUACAAGAUUUACGAGAUGAGCCGCAUCGACGAGGACGGAGAAGUGUCCACGCGGUACGCCGUCAACGUAAGGUACAUGAAACCCAAACGGGAAGACAUUCGUGGCCGGUACAAGUCUCGCCUCCCCCCAAAAGAGUCCAUCGAUCUGACCAGCGGCACGCCUCGAGUCAUUCCAACGCUCACGGAAACGGUGUCCCUCGAUGACGACGGCCCGCGCGCCGAGGACACCAAAGCGGCGGACAAAUUCAUACAGAACUUUAACCGAUCCGUCGCGCUGACGAGAGAUUCGUACGAAAUGCAGUGCCCAAUCUGCCAGGAUCGCAUCAAGCGGAAGCUGUUCGGGAGUCACAUUGACGGAUGCAAGGGAGUUGUUCAGCGGAUUCAGCUUAAAUGUCGUCGGAUGAUCGUGCAGAACGGAACGGAGGAGCACAGACCGAGUCUGAAUGUGCAGCCGAACUAUUCGGCCUCAACGUCGACCGUGGACAACAGAGCGCUGGGAUCGUCCUCCACCAUCGCUGACUAUCAGCGCAUUAAAAAAAGACGUUUUCUGUAAGAUACUGCCCUAGGAGCAUUCCAUUUGUACUGUUUAAAUUUAUGUAAUUUUUAUUAAACUGUAUUUCAACAUAA
This is a messenger RNA of Culex quinquefasciatus (southern house mosquito), 1639 nucleotides long. RefSeq names its product DNA-dependent metalloprotease dvc-1-like. Gene Ontology annotation, biological process: DNA repair. The coding region runs from base 144 to 1565 and encodes 473 amino acids. The record is from RefSeq and is a predicted model, not a curated record. NCBI's taxonomy places the organism in Eukaryota, Metazoa, Arthropoda, Insecta, Diptera, Culicidae. The transcript is spliced from 2 exons. Gene Ontology annotation, cellular component: nucleus. Gene Ontology annotation, molecular function: single-stranded DNA binding; metalloendopeptidase activity; polyubiquitin modification-dependent protein binding.